GUUCAAGACCAUGGAACUCCACCAUUAUACGGCUAUGCGAAUAUUACUGUCAUCCUUAAUCGACAGAUGCCUACUCCAUCCGGUCAUUCGCUGAUAUCUGGGUCCUCAUCACAGUUCCACUCUCAAGGAAAUGUGCCACCGUUCAAUAAACUGGAAGCUAACGUUCGUCCACUACCGUACGCGGGAGCCAAUAAGGACACACUGGGUGCGACCACAAACGUCCAAUUUGAUCCUGAUACAAAUAGUGCUUGGCUAUCUUCUUCCAUUGACGUGGGAUCCCCAGACUCGUCAGACAGAUCCAGUCAGCAGAAAAUGUCAAAAUCAAAUAUGUUGUACUUCUCAUCAGAGCGAACUGUAAUCGUGAUCGUAUGUCUUGUUGCGAUGUCUACAUUGAUCGUCUUUGUCUUCUUAACCAUUGUCACCCUGCUUCGUCGUAGGCUUGGUAUGAUGGAGUCAGUAACACGGGAAAAUGAAGUAUGUGAACAAACGGACUUCGGAGAGCGAAGUUUUAUUCACUCGCAUACAAAAUCUUUGAGUCCCACAUUGACACAACAUGUUGACUUACCCACGCCGAACUCAUCUACUCCAAUUAUCACUGGAUUUCACACACUGAACGGCGCGCAUCCACAUCCUGCUACUUUACGAAACAAGUAUGACCGUGUGACUCACAACGCUUAUACGCCCUUGUGUUCCCUCGGCAUGGGACCAUUAAACCUUGAACAAAUUCUGCCCGAAACUCACCGUUCCACGGAAGCCACGUCCCAAGUUCGCGGAAAAUAUCCUAACACAGUAUUAUUGUCCGCGGUAAGUGCCAGCGGUGGCACACUGCGUACUGGACGCAGUCCUACAAGGUGGUGGGUGCAGCCACCAGCUACCGGAUACGUGACAUAUACUUGUCAAUCGAGAAAUUCCGACGGAGCGUUAAAUAUGGAACCCACAUUUAAGUGUCCAACAGAUGGCAUACAAUUAGCCAUCUCUGAUGAUACACCUCAAUCUGCUGAUUCAGAGGUAAACUCUGGCAAGGAAAAGGACACUGAGACUCAGAAAUGUAACAACUCUAGACGAGAUGACGCCUCGGAAAAUAAAAUGAAAUGUGUCAAAGCAACGGAGUUCGCUUGUGGGUCGCAAUGCUGUCAAGAUAUGAUCGAAACCUAUGGUGUCAAACCUGCUCCCGACAUCCUAAAGCUUCGAGUUCCUGUGCACGCGGAAACAAAUGCCAUCGAUCCCCUUACCGAUUUACAAUCGUUUCGUGGAUAUAAAACACGAAGAUGACGGUUUAUAACACCAAAGAUCUAUUGUCUAAUUUCGUUUGUUAAAUUUCAUCGGCCAUGCUCUGGAAAUUUGCCUCAGUAUAUUUAAAAAAGUUGCAUAAGUUUU
Messenger RNA from Dicrocoelium dendriticum, 1377 nucleotides. The record is from the annotation of a GenBank genome assembly. NCBI's taxonomy places the organism in Eukaryota, Metazoa, Platyhelminthes, Trematoda, Plagiorchiida, Dicrocoeliidae.